UCCGUCAUGUCUGAGACGUUUGAUUUGACUGAAUUUACAUUAGAAGGGUUCGAAGGUAAACUAAUACGUUCUUAAUUAAUUCAAUGACCUGACUUAAUAAAACGCGGUAAUAGAUGAGAACAUCCAUUGCAUUACUUUGCAUUCAAAACCAGGUAGUGAUCUAAUCAGUAGACUGUUGCAAACUCUGUAUAUUAAAAAUGUUAUUGUUGAAUAUUUUUCAACGAUUUUAACUGGUGUUUCAUUAUAAAUGGAAAAAUAAAUAGAAACAUGUAUGAAAGUGUAACAACAGACUUCCCAGACCGCAAAAAGUCAGGCAUUUUAUAUCUUCCCACCACCAAGGCAAUAGCAACUGUCAACCCACCUAUAUUAAUGGAAAUACAAAAUUUAGUCGACGCAAAAUUCAUAUCUAGAGUAAUUAGGUAUUGUCUAAAUAUUAAAGAUAAAUACAAGAUAUGCCCAAUGGUUAUCGUCAUAGCAGUGAAUGGAUUUGAAACAAAAAAAUACAGAGAAAAACGUUUUAUCAGGAGAAUAACUAUUACAUAACGACAUGUGAACAUUGGGCUGAAACAAUUAAAAUCUAUUCCCUUGAUACCAUUGCAGAUGGCAUAUUAAAAACACCUAUGAACGAGUUUAUCGCGCUUACGUAUUUCCUUUGUUCUUAGCAAAGAUCAAUUCUUGCGCUAGAAGAAUGGUCAAAUCCAAAUCUACAAAAAAUCUAUUAUCUCGUCAAUCAAUCGAGUAUAAUCUUACAGUAGAG
Molecule: messenger RNA, 757 nt
Organism: Rhizopus microsporus ATCC 52813
Lineage: Eukaryota; Fungi; Mucoromycota; Mucoromycetes; Mucorales; Rhizopodaceae
Exons: 2
Coding region: 268-543 (91 amino acids)
Source: RefSeq, a predicted model, not a curated record